Geodia barretti is the source of this 3294-nucleotide messenger RNA. Lineage: Eukaryota; Metazoa; Porifera; Demospongiae; Tetractinellida; Geodiidae. The record is from the annotation of a GenBank genome assembly.
UCUCUCCUAUUAGAGCAUGGACCGUAAUCUAUCCAGCAUGGCUGCAUGAGUCAUAAAAGCGAAAGAGUUUUCUCUGAAGAGCAGAUGUCUGGCGAACCAGCCCAUGGAGCUCGGUGGGUUGAGGAUGUGGAGGUGAAGAUGCUGAACUCGCAGGAACGGAGGCCAGUGGAACCCCAGCCUAGAGUCCUCUGGACUGGCCCCCUGCUGAGCCAAAAUCUCUCUGGCUAUCUCUCCCAUCUUCUCCACCAUUGCGAUGUGCUCUCCUGUUAGCUCUCCUGGGUUUCUGCAGUUUUGGAGAUCCAGUUUUUCUGGGUUCUCAAUAGUACACUCAAUAUCUAUAGGCUGCGCCAGUAAAUUCUGCUUACAAUUCUGCCAAUAUCUAACUUGAUGCACUUUGCAGGACAGUUCCCGGACACAGUUCUGCUACCUGAUGUGUAUCCGGGGAAUAAGGAGGUAGUGAUGAGUGGCCGCGGGGCUCCGGUCACGGAAACAGACGUAGUCCGAGUCUUCGUAGACAACCUCAGCUCGGUCGUCCUCGGCUGCGAUUCGACAAAACACGCAGCUUCCGCUUUCAGCCAUGUUCAAGUCUCUCCUCCCUCACGCGCGCGAGCGUGCGAGGGGAUACCGAAGCUCCGCCCCCGUACGUUGCCACAGCAACGUCUACACAGACCGCAAUCCGCUUACAUUGAACUAGAGGGGACGGGCUGAUCUUCCAAGAUGCUGGCUCGGGCGCGGCUGAAACUGAAGAACACAGAGAGCUCCAUCGCCUUCAUUCAGGAGCAGCACACGCGGACGCUGGAGGGCUUGCAUCAAGAGAUCCAACAACUGCAGCAGAAGAAUGCGCGUCUGACGUUUGAGCUAGCCGUCCAGGGUACUUCAGCACCUAAGCAAGAGACCUGCAAGCAUGCCGACGAGAUUCAGGCCUACAAGAGCGAGGUUCAUUCACUCCAGACCGCACUCACUACUUGCAAAGAAGAGAUAAAGUUUCUGAAGCACAAGUUGAUGAGCGUGGAGUCGAAUCUUUCUGAGGAGGUGGCUGAGCGUGAUGCCCAGAUUGGUCACCUUAGUGCAGAAGUGGAGCGGAGAGCACGGAUCAUUGCCCACUUAACAAAGCAACUCCAUCAAAUGAGGAUGGAGUUCACUCGAUUCCUGGAAGAUGCCUCCCGUAUGCAGAGUGUAACAGUGGCACCGGGACCUGACCACAGCGGUUCUCAGAGGACCGCAACGGUAGAGCCUCCGGCGACAGCGGUCGGUCAAAUCAGACGCAGAACCAGACGAGCCACUUCCUCCGCCAUUCCCCACAAUCCUGACAUUCACCAAGAGAAGACAGUGUUACAUCGGUCCCUUCCUACUCCUGUUACUCACCACCCCCUCUCCUACUCCCCCUUCUCCGUCUGCCUCCCCGAGGCCUCCUUCCACCUCUCCACCGCCAAGAUCAAGACAGAGGUCUGGCAGAGUGCUCCGCAGACCUUCCCAAACUGCCACUACCACCCCUGACAGGUCACCACAGUCUCUCCAAAGACCCUCCACAAACCUCGACCCUGUCAGAAUUCAGAAACCCCCUCCAGACAUCACCGAUAUCUUGAGAAACAGUUCCGUCAAUUCCACCCCAAAUCUCUCCAAAGCUGUAGCACCUAUUCUGCCCCCGAUCCCGGCAAAUCCCAGCCUGCUGGCUCGUCAGCGGAACCCGACACUCGGCUGUCAGAGAAGGAAGAGAAGAGGGAGAGAAGAUUGCUGGUGAAAGAGGAGCUGCCCCAUGGGAAGAACCAAGCAUGGCAGGAGCUCCACCAGAGUGGCUCCGAUUAGGACAUUUGCCAUCAGUUUGUUUGCUGUGGUGUGUACCAAAUUACCAUGAAUGCUGCAGUGUAAUGUAGCUAUUAAUUGAUUCACAUUCCGUUAACGCUAACGGUCGCGUGAAAUAGAGAUGUCUUUGGCGAGCGGCGUUUGUGCCGUCUCUGCUCUCAUCUGGCUGUGCCUAGGACAAGGAUACGCGGACAAACCUUGGUGGAUAGAGCAAAACCCGAGCUGGUAUCUGGAGCACUACGGCACUACUGAUGAACAGGAGGUUCCUCAAGGCGCUGAGACGCCAGUUUCGCACUCGAGUCGUCACAGAUCGUCCCAAAAGUGCAUCAUGGCGUCUGUACAUUUAGGGGCCUACCCAUUGGGGUUCAGAAUGGAGGAAGUCAGAGGGUUCACCCUCUUGCCCCUCUUCGACAGUGAUCAGUUGUCUGAGGAUGCAUGCCUGCAGAAGUGCUGCACCCUGGGCCCAACAAAAUGCCAGUAUCUCUGGUUCAUUGAAACAUACUGCAUCGCAGCUGCCUGUAGGAUGUCCUUGCCGUACUACUGUGGAUAUGCACAGAUUCCUCCACAUAUUCCACAUGUUGGGGCUAAAUAUGUCAGCAUUCAGUACAGCUUAGACGUCAGUAGUUGGGAAAAUGGGAGAACACUAUCUCCACCCACUGCCCCUAACAACCAACCCCCACUCGCUGAGGAGACGACGUCACUAUUACAUAAUGGAAAUCAACCUCCCACAGUUGGUGUGAUAUUGCCGAAGGACGUAGUCACUCAAGAUUCAGAGGUUGUCUUGUCUGCACAGCUCAGUGACCACCAUCAUCAGGGAGCUGUGGAGUACAGUUGGGAGUUGGUGGCUGCUGAUCCUCCUGAGAACAGGAAACGAGUUGUCAUUGUUACUGAGACCUCCACGGCCCAUCUCUCUGUACUAUCGCCUGGAGUCUACACUGUUCAACUGACAGUGAAGGACUUGGCCACUGGACUGUCGGGCUCUGCUGUAACUACUGUCACCGUCCUACCUGCUUCAAUUAUCCCUCCACUUGUUAUAGAUGUGCCUCACACUUCGCCAAACAGCACAACACCGGCUCAAACAUCUACUCUGAUAAGACCGACAAUGACAGCAAAUCCGACAAUGACAGCAAAUCCUCUACCACACAAGAGCCACUCUCAACCAGACAAGACCAAACCAAGCCGAAUCAAUCCAACAGUGACCACCACUGCCAAACCCACCUCGGCUCCUUCCCCCGUACCAGCUGAGGCACAGGCAUCCAAAUCCUCAUCUUCGUCGUCUUCUGAUACUGACUAUAGCCUCUAUAUGAAGGUUGGAGUACCUGUUCUCUCCAUUGUACUGGUCAUUCUGACAGCCAGUGGUUGUAUCGUGGGUGCUGCCUCCUGUGUCAUGUUCCAUGGACAGAAUGACAAAAAGAAAUACAGGUACCGGAGACUGAUCUACACUGAUACAUGAUAGAACCCGCUGCCAACAAUCAAAUUUAUCACAUCUCU